AAGCAAAUUUGGAAUUUUUCUCGCCAGCAAGCACUUUCUGGAAUUUGAGAAGGUUUUGUACUUUUUGACUAUUUCCCCCUUUCGGCCAGUAGUUGAGAAGGUUCAAGGCUUCGAAACUCUGAGGGCACUGUUGGCGGCGUCUAUAUAAAAUGAACAAGAAACGUGCCGCGCCUAUCCGACAUUCUAGCUCGGCGCAGCGCGCAGGCUGGUAGUACGGAUAAGCACGUCUUGCGUUCCGAUGAUGAGGAGCGUUAACAGAGACGCCGAAGAAAAGAAUGACAGCCUCAGGCAGCCUCUGUUGCCAGAGUCUUCGCCCGAGGAUGGGUCCCCCGUUCAGCAAAAUCAACUUGCAACCAAGGUUUGGAUCGAGUCCAAGAAGCUAUGGCUGAUCGUGGGUCCCUCCAUCUUCAGCCGCGUGGCGUCGUUCACCAUGAACGUCGUCACCCAAGCCUUCGCCGGUCACCUCGGUGAUGUUCAGCUCGCUUCCAUUUCUAUUGCCAACACUGUCAUCGUCGGCUUCAACUUCGGCCUCCUCCUGGGGAUGGCAAGCGCAUUGGAGACACUGUGCGGGCAGGCGUUCGGGGCAAAGAGAUACCACAUGUUGGGGAUAUAUAUGCAGAGGUCUUGGAUAGUUCUGUUUAUGUGCUGCUUCUUGCUGUUGCCGCUGUACGUGUUUGCGUCUCCCAUCCUGAAAUUGUUGGGACAGCCAGAUGACGUGGCGGCGGAGUCCGGGGUGGUGGCUCUGUGGCUAAUACCCCUGCACUUCAGUUUUGCCUUCCAGUUCCCGCUCCAGAGGUUCCUACAGUGCCAGCUCAAGACCUAUGUCAUCGCUUGGGUUUCAUUGGCGGGUCUGGUGGUCAACGUGCUCGUCAGCUGGCUGCUGGUAUACGUCUGGGAUGUUGGAGUGGUGGGUGCGGCCAUUUCUCUGGACAUCUCGUGGUGGGUACUGGUGUUCGGCAUGUAUGCGUAUGUGGCUUGCGGUGGAUGCCCUUUGACUUGGACGGGACUCUCGAUGGAAGCCUUCUCAGGGCUCUUGGAAUUUCUCAAGCUCUCUGCUGCUUCCGGGGUCAUGCUAUGUUUAGAGAACUGGUACUAUAGGAUACUGAUACUCAUGACGGGGCAUUUGAAGAAUGCCACAGUCGCGGUGGAUGCGCUGUCAAUAUGUAUGACUAUAAACGGGUGGGAAAUGAUGAUUCCUCUGGCAUUCUUCGCCGGCACCGGGGUGAGGGUGGCGAACGAGCUCGGAGCUGGGAACGGGAAAGCAGCAAAAUUUGCGACUCAAGUAUCAGUCGCAGAGUCAACGGUGAUCGGGCUGUUCUUUUGCGCAGUAGUGAUGGGAUUUCGCGAACAGCUGGCGUACAUAUUCACGUCCAGUUCAGAUGUACUCGAAGCCGUCAAUGGCAUGGCCUUCCUCUUAGCCGUCACCAUACUCCUCAACAGUGUUCAGCCAGUAUUGUCAGGAGUGGCAGUGGGCUCGGGAUGGCAAGCAUCAGUAGCAUAUAUUAAUUUAGGAUGCUACUACAUUAUUGGGCUCCCUCUCGGAUUUCUCAUGGGAUGGGUUUUCAAGCUUGGCGUCGAGGGCAUUUGGGGGGGAAUGAUAUUCGGUGGCACGGGAAUUCAGACGCUCGUGCUGCUCUUCAUAACAGCAAGACGUGAUUGGGACAAUGAGGCCAAGAUAGCCCGCUCCCGAGUGAACAAGUGGUCCACUCCUAAUCCUAAUAACACCGGCGAUUCAACAGAGUCCUCCCAUUCACCACGACCGUAAAAGGAACCCUGGGACUCCCCCCACUCAGCAUGGCUUCACUUCCUGCUCCUCACCUUCCAGGCGGCUCUGCAAUUGUUGUCAAACCUAAACGUUCUCCACUCUUAUUCUAGCUCUUCAUAAUUCUUCCACAUACAAGUAUUCCAGAAGGAACAAGAUUACACGAUACUGCAAAUUGUUUUCUUCUUUCUUUUUAUUCUCAUCAAGAUUCAUCUCCCAUCCCUGGCUAUUUAUCUUUCUAGCUACAACCAGAGGCUGUCCUUUUCUUUUGCUGUCCUGAAGCCUGCAACAGGAUAAGCCAUCAUCAACUCAAUUUUCUUUUGGGCCGAUCCUCGUCAACUCGGUUGAAAACUAAAAAAUGCACAUGUUCACGGAA
This is a messenger RNA of Prosopis cineraria, 2138 nucleotides long. Its product is annotated as protein DETOXIFICATION 27-like. The transcript is spliced from 8 exons. Bases 239 to 1765 code for a protein of 508 amino acids. Lineage: Eukaryota; Viridiplantae; Streptophyta; Magnoliopsida; Fabales; Fabaceae. The record is from RefSeq and is a predicted model, not a curated record. Gene Ontology annotation, cellular component: membrane. Gene Ontology annotation, biological process: xenobiotic detoxification by transmembrane export across the plasma membrane. Gene Ontology annotation, molecular function: xenobiotic transmembrane transporter activity; antiporter activity.